This is a messenger RNA of Paramecium tetraurelia, 571 nucleotides long. RefSeq lists its product as uncharacterized. Lineage: Eukaryota; Ciliophora; Oligohymenophorea; Peniculida; Parameciidae. The transcript has 3 exons. Gene Ontology annotation, cellular component: nascent polypeptide-associated complex; cytosol. The record is from RefSeq and is a predicted model, not a curated record.
AUGUCCACAAACAAAGAAUAAAUUAAGGCUGAACUUGACGAGAAUAGAAAGAAAUUAGCAGAAAAGUUUGGGUAAACCAAAAUGGGCAGCACUUUGGCAAGAAGAAAGCAUAAAAAUGUUCAUCAAACUCAAAUUAAUGAUGACAAGAAAUUGAAAUAAGUCAUUAAGAAGUUUGGUGUCUAGCAAUUAGGAAAUAUUGAUGAAGUCAAUUUUUUCAAGGAUGAUAACACUAUAAUCCAUUUCUCAAAACCAGAAGUCCAAGCAGCUAUUGGAAGCAAUACAUUUGCAAUAUUUGGAAAUCCAGAAACUAAAAAGUUUUAAGAAUUGAUGCCAGAGAUUUUAAAUCACAUUGGACCAAACCAAAUGUCUCUUCUUUAAGAAUUAAUGAAAGAAACUUAAAAGGAAAAAGUUGAAAAAAUAGCCGAAGCUGAUUAAAAAGACGAAGAUGAUAUUCCUGUAUUAGUAUAGGGUUAAAACUUUGAAGAAGCAAGCAAGAAAGAAUGAGUUAAAUUAUCAUAUAUUAUGUAUAUCGGCCAUUAAACAUAAGACUUAUGAAAUAAAACAAAUUAUA